Molecule: messenger RNA, 3561 nt
Organism: Tinamus guttatus (white-throated tinamou)
Lineage: Eukaryota; Metazoa; Chordata; Aves; Tinamiformes; Tinamidae
Gene: TIE1
Product: tyrosine kinase with immunoglobulin like and EGF like domains 1
Biological process (GO): positive regulation of kinase activity; positive regulation of angiogenesis; cell surface receptor protein tyrosine kinase signaling pathway
Cellular component (GO): signaling receptor complex; plasma membrane
Molecular function (GO): protein binding; ATP binding; transmembrane receptor protein tyrosine kinase activity
Source: RefSeq, a predicted model, not a curated record
UGGGAUUUUUUGACCCUUUCCAGACUCAGGACGCAUUUUAAGGACAUGGGACUCCAGAUUUAUAUCCUACUUCUCCUCCCAUGGCUGACAGGGGCCAUCUUGGACAUCACCCUAAUUGCCAAUGUGCAGAGCCAGUCCCACUCUGACUUCUUCCUCUCCUGUGUCAUGGGAGAGCGGGAUGUGAGUUACCUGCAGAUCGAGAGGGACAACAAAAUUGUGAUGACACACCCCAAGACGGGCUUCCAGAAUUACCGCAAUCGCAGCAACUAUGUCCAGGCCAGGGGCUUCUCCAUGCCCGACCUAGUGGGGAUCCUCUACUGCCUGGGCCGCACACCAACGGAGCAGGCCCAGGUGGUCUAUGUGCACAACAGCCACAACGCCCACCUCUUCCCUGUGAAGGCCACGCAGUCCGUGAACAUCGCCGAGUCAGCCACCUUCUCUGCCAAAGUCCUCAAGAAGAAGGAGACGGAUGUUAUGUGGAAAAGAAAUGGUACCUACUACCAGACCACAGACCGGGGCGAGGUGCGGGACAAUGUCUUCAAGCUGACACUGCCCAAUGUGAGCGUGAGUGAGAACGGUGUCUAUAGCGCCACUUUUAUGGGAGACAGCCCAGUGUGGAGUGCCUUCUACAGACUCAUUGUCAGAGCGUGUGCCGCAAAGAAAUGGGGGCCCUCCUGCGAGAAGGACUGUCCUGACUGCCUGAACGGGGGCGUCUGCCACGACCACGUCGGCGAAUGCAUCUGCCCCCCAGGCUUCAUGGGCACUCGCUGUGAGAGAGCCUGCCGGGAAGGCCAGUUUGGCCGUAACUGCCAGGAGACAUGCCAGAGAGCCCAGGGCUGCAGAGGGCUCAGCUUCUGCCUUCCAGACCCCUACGGCUGCUCCUGUGCCUCUGGGUGGAGUGGCUCCCGUUGCAACCAAGCCUGUUCCCCGGGGUUCUACGGCCCGGACUGCGCCCUCCGGUGCUCCUGCCGAAACGGAGGCAGCUGUAACCGCUUCAGUGGCUGCUUGUGCCCGUCAGGCUGGCAUGGACGGUACUGUGAGAAGUCAGAUCGGUUCCCCCAGAUCAUCAGACUGGCCUCAGAGCUGGAGUUCAACCUGGGCUCAGAGCCCGUGAUCAGCUGUGUAGCCACUGGGAAGCCACUACCUGCAAGUGACAGCGUAGAGAUGCGCAAGGCUGAUGGCACCGUGCUCAAGCUGAUCAAAGCCAUCAUUGAGCCAGGGCAGAUCACGUGUGAGUUCCAGGUGCUGAGCUUGACCAAGGCCGACGCAGGGCUCUGGGAGUGCAGAGUCUCCACAACCGGGGGACAGGACAGUCGGAAGGUCAAAGUCAACGUCAGAGUGCCGCCCACACCCCUGACUCCACCUCGGCUGUUGGCCAAGCAGAGCCGGCAGCUCGUGGUGUCACCUGUGGAUUGCUUCUCUGGUGAUGGGCCCAUCAUCUCCAUCAAGCUGCUCUACAAGCCCAAGGAUGACACCUCCGUGUGGUCAUCUAUUGUGGUUGACAACAGUGAGAACAUCACCCUCAUGAACCUCCGGCCAGUGACCGCCUAUGUCGUCAAGGUGCAGCUGACCCGGCCAGGGGACAAUGGGGAGGAGGCCAUCAUGGUGACGGAAUGCAUAGAGCCCACAGUGAAACCUGUGAUUGAAGGUUGGUCAAUAGAGGAGAAAAAUACACUUCAUGUGAACUGGAAAUUGCCACAUAACCACGAGCCAGCACAUGGGUUCAUCGUCCAUCUUUUUGACUCUGCAAGGAGGCUGAUCUGUGAGAAAAACAUCACGUCCAUAUCUGUGCUGUCUGCUCGCAUUGCGGAUCUGGAAUUCAACACAGAGUACAGCCUGGAGGUGCUGGUGUACCACUGCACGAGCCUGGGCCCCCCCUCAGACCUCUACAAGGUCAUGAUAAACAGCAAAGGCCCCUCGUCCCCACGGUCGCUUUCCGCAGAGUCCCUGUCUGACACAGCAGUCAGGCUCUCCUGGCAGGUCCCCGAGUACCCCAAUGGGGGCAUCACCAAGUACAUAGUGGAGCUGCAGCAGGUGGGGGGCACCAGUGAACCCCAGUGGAUUGACACAGACAGCGGCGCGGAGACGACCAAGACCAUCGGGGGCCUCAAUGCCAGCACGAACUACCAGUUCCGUGUCCGGGCCAACUCCCACGUGCCAGGAGAGUGGAGCCAGCCUGUGAAAGCUAAGACCCUGGGGGACGGAGUGCUGAGCGCACCGCCCAGCCUGGGCAGCCAGAGCACCGAUCAGUCGGGCGUAGACCAACAGCUGCUCUUGGCCAUCAUCGGCUCUGUGUCCGUCACCUGCCUCACCAUCCUCUUUGCCCUCCUUGCACUUUUCCUCGUCAAGAAGAACUUUUUCCACCGGCGCCGCACCUUUACCUACCAGUCUGGCUCGGUGAGUGCCGCCUGCCCCACCAGGAGUGUGUCCCCAGCUCCCCACGUCCCAGCCCGAUCCAGGUCACGCUCUGUAGCCUCCAGUCCGGAUGCCACCAGGCCUCACUUCCACGCAGAGAGGGGGGAAGAGACCAUCUUGCAGUUUAACUCGGGGACCCUCACCUUGACACGCCGGCCCAAGCCACAGCCUGAGCCCCUCAGCUACCCCAUCUUGGAGUGGGAGGAUAUCAAGUUUGAAGAUAUGAUCGGGGAGGGGAACUUUGGUCAGGUCAUCAGGGCUAUGAUCAAAAAGGAUGGCCUGAAAAUGAACGCAGCCAUCAAGAUGCUGAAGGAGUUUGCUUCGGAGAACGACCAUCGGGACUUUGCUGGGGAGCUGGAGGUGCUGUGCAAACUGGGCCAUCACCCCAACAUCAUCAACUUGCUGGGUGCCUGCGAGAACAAGGGCUACCUGUACAUCGCUAUUGAGUAUGCCCCCUACGGAAACCUCCUCGACUUCCUCCGCAAAAGCCGAGUCCUGGAGACGGACCCAGCCUUUGCCAAGGAGCAUGGGACUGCAUCCACCCUCACCUCCCAGCAGCUCCUCCAGUUUGCCUCAGAUGUGGCCAAGGGAAUGCAGUACCUGAGUGAGAAGCAGUUCAUUCACAGGGACCUGGCAGCCAGAAAUAUCUUGGUGGGAGAAAACCUGGCCUCCAAGAUUGCUGACUUCGGGCUCUCCAGAGGGGAAGAGGUCUACGUGAAGAAGACAAUGGGUCGCUUGCCCGUUCGCUGGAUGGCCAUUGAGUCACUGAACUACAGUGUGUAUACCACCAAGAGUGAUGUAUGGUCAUUUGGUGUCCUGCUAUGGGAGAUUGUCAGCUUGGGGGGGACACCAUACUGUGGGAUGACCUGUGCCGAGCUCUACGAGAAGCUCCCUCAGGGUUACCGCAUGGAGAAGCCACGCAACUGUGAUGACGAAGUGUACGAGCUGAUGCGGCAGUGCUGGCGUGACCGCCCCUACGAGCGCCCACCCUUUUCACAGAUCUCCAUGCAGCUCAUCCGCAUGCUGGAGGCCAGAAAGGCCUACGUGAACAUGGCCCUGUUUGAGAACUUCACCUACGCAGGGAUUGAUGCCACCGCAGAGGAGGCAUGAGGCUGCGCCCAGCACCGUGCAGCCGGCUGCCCAGCU